AUGAAAGUCUGGGACCCGGAUGUAGCUCUGAGCCCAGGAUGUAGGUCUGUUUGCUGGGAGAGAGGUGUGGUCACUAGGGGGCAGUAUGGGCCCAGGUUUAGGCAGAAGAGGCGGCGGGUGAUGCUGGAGGACUACACUGGGCGGAAGUGGGCGGUGGUCAGGCUGCAGUCCUGGUUCCGCAUGUGGCGCAUCCGCCUCCGUUACCGCCGCCUGCUGCAGGCCACCCGCAUCAUCCAGAUGUACUGGCGCUACCAUAACUGCCACACCAAUGGCUUCCUCCAAGGCAGGUACGAACUCACCGCGAACCAGCUGGGACUCGAACUUGAGAUCUUCCUGGGGUCACAGAUUUGUCGGAUUACAGAGUGCAUCCCCUUCCCAAUAAAGAACUGACCAGGUCUGCUCCA
Eptesicus fuscus (big brown bat) is the source of this 404-nucleotide messenger RNA. RefSeq names its product IQ domain-containing protein F5-like. Bases 1 to 390 code for a protein of 129 amino acids. The transcript has a single exon. Gene Ontology annotation, molecular function: calmodulin binding. NCBI's taxonomy places the organism in Eukaryota, Metazoa, Chordata, Mammalia, Chiroptera, Vespertilionidae. The record is from RefSeq and is a predicted model, not a curated record.